This is a messenger RNA of Malus domestica (apple), 1617 nucleotides long. RefSeq names its product squamosa promoter-binding-like protein 9. Lineage: Eukaryota; Viridiplantae; Streptophyta; Magnoliopsida; Rosales; Rosaceae. Gene Ontology annotation, cellular component: nucleus. The record is from RefSeq and is a predicted model, not a curated record. Gene Ontology annotation, molecular function: DNA binding.
ACCACUUCUCUAUUUCUCUCUCACUCGCACAUUUGGCACCAACAAACACUAUAUAUCUCUCUCACACUGAGAGGAUCAGAGCUGGCAUGGGCCACUGUCAGAUGUGUGCUUUUCACUACCCCUCCACAUUCAAUUCCUUUAUCACUCUCUCACUACCACUCCAUUAGAGAGAGAAACAAACCAAACCACCCCCCCCCCUCUCUCUCUCUCUAUCAAUUGAUGACCCCCAAAAGAAGUAUUAUGAAUGGGCUGUAGAGGACAAUCAGGAAAAUGGGCUCGAGUUCUAUGACCGAGUCAGGGAGCUCCUCCUCCUCUUCGCCGCCCAACUCGUCAGCCGAGUCACUCAACGGCCUGAAAUUCGGCCAAACAAUCUACUUUGAGGAUGUGGGUUUUGGAGCUCAGCACAAAUCAUCAUCCGGUUCUGCUGCUGGGUCUUCCUCCGCCGGGGCUACGCCGCCCAAGAAGCAACGGGGCGGCGGGAAUAUGGGUCAGCUGGGUCAGCCGCCGCGGUGUCAGGUAGAAGGCUGCCAGGUAGAUCUGAGUGAUGCCAAAGCUUACUAUUCCAGGCACAAAGUCUGUGGCUUGCACUCUAAAACCCCCACAGUCAUUGUUGCUGGUCUUGAACAGAGGUUUUGCCAACAGUGUAGCAGGUUUCAUUUGCUUCCUGAAUUUGACCAAGGAAAACGUAGUUGUCGUAGACGUUUGGCUGGGCAUAAUGAGCGUCGUAGAAAGCCACAACCAGGAUCCAUAUUGUCUGCUCGUUUUGGCCGACUUUCUUCAUCUCUCUACGAAAACAGCAACAAAGUUGGAAGCUAUCUGAUGGACUUCACUGCAUACCCAAGGGUUUCUGGGAGGGAUGCAUGGACAACAACAAGAACGUCAGAGCGAGCACCUGUUGUUCAAAAUGCCAAUGACGCAGGGAAGUUUCUCCAACAGCCGUGGCAGAGCAACUCUGGGAUUACUACAUCCGGCUUUUACAUGCAAGGUUCAGCAGGCGGGACUAGUUAUCCUGGUCCUGGAAUUCCUCCGGGAGAAUGCAUCACAGUAGCCACUGACUCAAGCCGUGCUCUCUCUCUUCUGUCAAAUCAACCAUGGGGCUCUCGAAACCGAGUAUCGGGUGUCGGGAUGAAUUCCUUGAUGAACACCCAAGGGAUACCUGUGGCUCAACCAACCCCUCAUGCUGCGACCUCCAAUCACUUUCCGACGACUUUGUGGGGUUUCAAAGGAAAUGAAAAUGGUAGCAGCUCGCACGAAAUGCUUCCGGACCUGGGUCUUGGUCAAAUCUCGCAGCCGCUUAGCAGUCAAUACUCUGGUGUGCUGGAGCUGUCUCAACAGGGUAGGAGGCAGCAACACAUGGAACUCGGACACACCAGGGGCUAUGACUCCACCAGUCAGCAGAUGAACUGGUCACUUUAAAAACUAUGGAUUCUGUUUGCAGGUUUUAUGUCUUGAAUGGUAGAACCCUGAACGGACUAUGCUGUUUGUUAAAAGACUAAUUAAGAAGAAUAUUAUCAUAAUCUAGGUUAGCCUUCAAGGCUUGAACUUCCUACCUAGCAAUAAAGCUAAUGUUUGGAUUUUGGAUAUCCUUGUGAUUAUUAGUGGUUUGUGUUUUUAUUU